AGCGGGGCAGCGGCGCAGCCCGGGGCAUGGCGGGCCUGGGCGCCCCGGAGCCGGGCAGCGGCGCCGGCCCCGUCCCGGCCACCCGGGUGGAGCUGACGGUGUCCUGCAGGCAGCUCCUGGACAAGGACACCUUCUCCAAGUCGGACCCGCUGUGCGUGCUGUACACCCAGCGCCCCGGCAGCCGCCAGUGGCGCGAGUUUGGCCGGACCGAGGUCAUCGACAACUCCCUGAACCCCGACUUCCUGCGCAAGUUCGUCCUCGACUACUUCUUUGAGGAGAAGCAGAACCUCCGCUUUGACCUGUACGAUGUGGACUCCAAAAGCCCCGACCUCUCCAAGCAUGAUUUCCUUGGCCAGGCCUUCUGCACCCUGGGCGAGAUCGUGGGCUCAGCCGGCAGCCGCCUGGAGAAGCCCCUGACGAUGGGGACAGUGACCACGCACGGCCGGGGCAGAAGACCCGCUCCGGCUGUCUCCAAUGGCGGCAUCCCCGGGAAGAAGUGCGGCACCAUCAUCCUCCUCGCCGAAGAGCUGGGCAACUGCCGGGACGUGGCCACGCUGCAGUUCUGCGCCAACAAGCUGGACAAGAAGGAUUUCUUCGGCAAAUCCGACCCCUUCAUGGUCUUCUACCGCAGCAACGAGGAUGGGACCUUCACCAUCUGCCACAAGACGGAGGUGGUGAGGAACACGCUGAACCCGGUGUGGCAGGCGUUCACCAUCCCGGUGCGCGCCCUCUGCAACGGCGACUACGACAGAGCCAUCAAAGUGGAGGUGUACGACUGGGACCGUGACGGCAGCCACGACUUCAUCGGGGAGUUCACCACCAGCUACCGGGAGCUGGCACGGGGGCAGAGCCAGUUCAAUGUCUACGAGGUGGUGAACCCCAGGAAGAAGAUGAAGAAGAAGAAGUACCUGAACUCGGGGACGGUGACACUGCUGUCCUUCGCCGUGGAGUCCGACCACACCUUCCUGGACUACAUCAGGGGCGGGACCCAAAUCAACUUCACGGUGGCCAUCGACUUCACCGCAUCCAACGGGAACCCCUCGCAGUCCACCUCGCUGCACUACCUGAGCCCCUACCAGCUGAACGCCUACACCAUGGCCCUCAAGGCGGUGGGCGAGAUCAUCCAGGACUACGACAGCGACAAGAUGUUCCCAGCCCUCGGCUUCGGCGCCAAGAUCCCGCCGGACGGACGCGUGUCCCAUGAGUUCCCGCUGAACGGUGACGUGGCCAACCCAGCGUGCAGCGGCAUCGAGGGCGUCCUGGAGGCGUAUCACCGCAGCCUGCGCAGCGUCCAGCUCUACGGACCCACCAACUUCGCCCCCGUGGUCAACCACGUUGCCCGCUCGGCGGCAGCGGUGCUGGAUGGGUCCCAGUACUUUGUGCUGCUCAUCAUCACCGACGGCGUCAUCUCGGACAUGGCACAGACCAAGGAGGCCAUCGUCAACGCUGCCAAGCUCCCCAUGUCCAUCAUCAUCGUGGGGGUCGGCCAGGCUGAGUUCGACGCCAUGGUGGAGCUGGAUGGGGAUGACAUUCGCAUCUCCUCCCGUGGGAAGGUGGCGGAGCGUGACAUCGUGCAGUUUGUCCCUUUCCGUGACUACCUGGACGGGGGGGACAGCCCGGUGCUGAGCAUGGCACGCCUGGCCAAGGAUGUCCUGGCCGAGAUCCCUGACCAGUUCAUCUCCUACAUGAAGGCACGCGGCAUCAAACCCCAGCCGGCGCCCCCCAGCCCCGACCCACCCGGCCCCCCAGUGCCCCCCCAGCCCUGACCGCACCUGGCUGGCACCCCGUGUCCCCCCCACCCCAGCCCUGGGCCUUGGAUGUUUUUCUGAGCCCCCUCUUUCCUUUUUCAAGGGAUAAAAGGCAGCAGCACCCUGCCAGGGCCCUGGGGGGUCCUGUCCCACCCCACUCCAUGUGUGUCCCCCCAUAAAUCACCUUUUCUGGGGUCCCCGGGGGGUCAGGGAUGGAGGCGCUGGCGCUGGUGUUGGCCAAGCACUCUUGGCAGUGGUGGACCCCCCCCAUAUCCAGCCCAGACCAUCACAGCUCACCCCAUCCUGGCACACCUUGGACUGGUGCUGAGGACCGCAUCCUGCCCCCCCCCAAAAGGGGCAAGGGGUCUCCAGCUCUCCCACCUACCCUUUUCCCCCCCUCCCGAGGUGUGGGGUCCCCUCUGGUGGCCCCAGUGACAUUCAGAGCAUCCCCAGCCCCGCAGAGGUGAUGCAUGCCCCCCCCCCCGCCCCAGCCCCAUAGGCACCCCCCAUCCUCCGGCAGCAAGUGCCGGCCCCUCCUGGGGAGGGGGGGCAGGUCUGUUUGUGUGUGUCCCCCCACCCUCCACUUUUCUAUUUGCAUGGACAGCCCCCCUCCGUGCCCCCCCGCACUGUCGCCUGUGCAUCUGCUGUGGGUUUGUAUUGAGUUGCCUUAAACCGGAAUAAAUUAUAGCCUUUUU
Messenger RNA from Falco peregrinus (peregrine falcon), 2443 nucleotides. It is a transcript of the gene CPNE5, whose product is annotated as copine 5. Lineage: Eukaryota; Metazoa; Chordata; Aves; Falconiformes; Falconidae. Gene Ontology annotation, cellular component: plasma membrane. The record is from RefSeq and is a predicted model, not a curated record. Gene Ontology annotation, biological process: cellular response to calcium ion. Gene Ontology annotation, molecular function: calcium-dependent phospholipid binding.